CUGACAGCCAUCUUUAUUAGGGGCAGAAGCCGCGGCUACGGAGAGCGAGUGAGGCCACGAAACUUUCGACUGCAAGCUGGUGAAUCCAGGCGCCCGCGGGUGUGGAGCGCCGCGGGAUGCGGGGAGGUGUCGGGCGUUAGGUUCGUUUGGGACCCGCCGUACUAUGGCCUGGGCACCCCGAUCCGGUGGCCUUCUACCUCCUUUCUCUAACGUACCCCCGUCGUGGGCGCAUCCUGUGAGCGCUGAGAAUGAGCGGGGCGAGGGGAGUCGCGGAGGGCCUGGGCUGCUCGCUGCGGGGGGCUUCCUGCGCCGGGACUCCGACAGACAGCCGUGGGAGCCCACAUCGGCCAGCGGCCCGAUGCCCUUCGCUCUGCAGCGGCUCAGGGCCACGUUGCUCCGUCUGCACCGCGAGCGGGAGCAGCUCCUGCGGGCCCGGGACUGCGCCCGCCACCUGCAGGCGGUCGUGCGGCUACUCCGCUCCAGCCCGUCGGCUAGUGCCCUCUCCCUGCAGCAGCUGCACGGCGACCUGCAGCUGUGCCCUUCGCGUGGGGCGGCUCUGCGCCUCGGCCUCCCGGGCUCCACCGAGUCGCUUCUCCUGGCUCGCCCCGUCGGACUAGCAGCCCAGCGCCUGGAUGCUGCCAUUGAGAUGCAGCUUCGCGCCCUAAGUCGGGCACCCGCCAGCCUGGGCCUGACGUCCCAGCUAGCCGAACUGUUACUGGCCCUUCCCUUCUACCACACGCUACAGAGACAAGUCGUGAGCUGCGUUCCUGGGGCCGCGCGCCCAUUCCCCGCGACCCGUGUGCUCCAUCUCCUGGCUGCUGAGCGGGGUUGUCAGGUAGCACACAGACUGGCUGAGGCCCUUGGUGGCUCGAGUUUACAAGACCAACUUCGUUGGCAGUGCGACGAGGAACGAGAGCUGCUGCCAGGGCUGCUCGGUCUAAUAGGGGGCGUGGCUAGCACCGACAGCAGUGGACUGAGGCUCGGAGGGCCCGGAGCCCUGUGGAGCCAGUAUUGGACCUUGCUGUGGGCAGCCUGUGCUCAGAGUCUGGAACUAAGCGUGGGACCCUGGGGGGACCCCAGAGCAGUUGCCCAACAGCUGAGUCAGGCACUGUGUCAAGCAUCCCUGCCUCAGGAGUGUGAGAAGGAGCUGUUGUCUCUGUGUCACAGCCUGCAUCAUCGGUCUCUUGUAUGGAGCUGGGACCAAGGGUUCUGCCAGGCCUUGGGCUCAUCCCUGGCGGGUCAAAGCAGCCCUGUUUCACAAUCUCAGACUGCUGAGCUGUUGCAGCGGCUUUUUCCUCCGCUUUUGGACACCCUUCGAGAGCCUAAAUCGGAACUUAGCCUGUGUCUUUCUCCAGGUGAGACAGGUCCUGCACCUGUCGCUCUGGGGCUCUGUACCCUGCAGACAACCUUGAUCUGGUUCUUGGGCAGAGCUCAGCAUCACCUGGCAGCCUGGGCCCCUGGCUCCUUCCUGCUCCUGAUUCAAAAGGAUUUGCCUCCUCUACUGCGUGUAGUAGAAGAUCUGUCCAGCCUGGCCUCGGAGGCAACCUUAACCCUGGAUGUGGAGCAGCAGCUGGGCCUGGAGAUCCAGAAGCUAACUGCAAAGAUGCAGCUCCUGCCCGAAGAGUCGCUGAGUCUCUUUUUCCAAGAAUGCCAUAAACAAGCCACACAGGGCUUCAAGAUCCACAUGCCAAGGGGUCGAUACUGGAGGCUUCGACUGUGCCCUGAACAUCCCAGUGCUCCUAGUGAGUAUGCAGGGAUGGUGGUCUGCACUGUGCUGGAGCCUGUGUUGCAAGGACUGCAGGGAUUGCCACCCGAAGCCCAAGUCCCCGCCCUCAGCCAGGCACUGACAGCCGUACUGGGUGCCUGGCUUGACCACAUCCUCACCCAUGGGAUCCGGUUCAGGUGGGAAGGAAAGAUGGUCGUGGCAGAGGGAGAAUGUCAACAGGGAAAAUGGAGAACACGGGGCAGAGCAGUCUGGGGAGGCGCGCGUGUCAGGUGGCCACAUUGUACCUGGACAUCUAGUCUGCAGGGGGCGCUGCAGCUCAAACAAGACUUCGGAGUGGUCAGGGCGGUUCUGGAAGAGGAGCAGUGGGGCCUGUCCUGGGAGCUUCGCCAGACUCUGUUCUCACUCAGCAUCUUCCAGCGGCUAGAUGGGGCCCUGCUGUGUCUACUGCAGCAGCCCCUGCCCAAGAAUCCAGGCCACAGAAGACCUUCCUGUUGCUGUUUUUGUAAUGAAGUCCAGACCACUGAACUGCCCACCAGCAACCUCAACAGCCUAGAGAACUUGGCACCCCCUCUACGGCCUGGAGUCUCCCCAGCUCAGAACAUGCACCUGCGAAGCACCCUAGGAGGAGGAGGAGGAGGACCCAGUCCUGAGGCUUACCUGGCUGGAAACCAGCAGGCCUGGCUUGCCCUAAGGCUGCACCCGCACCCUCGGUGGCACCUAUCCUUUCUUUCCUGCCUGGGAACAAGCCCUGAGCCCUAG
Alexandromys fortis (reed vole) is the source of this 2485-nucleotide messenger RNA. It is a transcript of the gene Ccdc142, whose product is annotated as coiled-coil domain containing 142. Lineage: Eukaryota; Metazoa; Chordata; Mammalia; Rodentia; Cricetidae. Bases 164 to 2485 code for a protein of 773 amino acids. The record is from RefSeq and is a predicted model, not a curated record. The transcript is spliced from 8 exons.